This is a messenger RNA of Aspergillus steynii IBT 23096, 540 nucleotides long. RefSeq lists its product as uncharacterized. Bases 65 to 364 code for a protein of 99 amino acids. The record is from RefSeq and is a predicted model, not a curated record. Lineage: Eukaryota; Fungi; Ascomycota; Eurotiomycetes; Eurotiales; Aspergillaceae. The transcript has a single exon.
GGAAGCGGGCGUGGAGGGGGGAGGUUAAUUACUUUAGUUCACAAGCAAAGCCCAAAUUUAGAACAUGAGGGAAGCGAGAGCGAGUCACUUGCAUUGGGCGAGGCGCCGGACAAGGAUGUUGAAACAAGCCACUGCGGAUCCCCGGCGGAUCGCUGGCAGAGCUCUUGCUUUGCAGAUGCCCCGAUCUGUGCGAGCGAUCGUGACGUCGAAGGCGGCUAUGCAAUGUCAUGUAGGUCAGGAAAGGAAAGUCGUGUCGCUCGUAUGUCCAGUGGACUUUGUGUCGCCGAGACACCUUACGCGCGGAAUACAGAUAUUAGGAGACGCUGCAAGAGUUGCAAGACAGUGUACAUGGUAUCUAUGUUGACUCCUCUCAGUAACGCCGGUCUUCGAGAUAUAAUGCAAGUGUGAGGUAGUGCGAGGGCGGCGUUAAACAGAUCUAGGGAAUCCCUAGGAAGGACCAAACUCCAAGGCUCGAUAAUGCGUGGGGUAACUAGAUUCAAAAUGCACGGCAAAUGACUGAAAAAAGCAAAAAGAAGGUGA